AUGGAUUCCGACGGCGCCAGCACGAAUCAGUACUCUCCACAGUCGUUCAAUAGCAGGAUGACUGCCGUGGUUCCUUUUGUGGUCCUUCAACAACCCGACUGGGCCACUCUACACCGCACAGUGCAGGCAUUUCGCCAAGAAUCGCAGGCAGCCUUACAAGGGCUCAGUCGUGACUUGCAGGUUGCCUUGGCUACCGAGCAAGAAUAUCGCCAAGUAUUGCAGGAGAGCACUGAAUCCGACUCCGGUACUCUGGCCGAUUCUCUCCAAAAUCGUAUCGAUCGGCUAUCGAUACUCUUGGAACACAACGCCAAACUUCUCGGUACCUUGCUCCAACCGUUUCCAACGAUCCGCGUUUUGCCUAGUGCCAACCGAGAGGGGCAAGUCGGUACAGUGAACUCCCCAAACCCCAAUGAUACAAUCGAUCACACCUUCUCCCGGGCACACACCUUCCCCAUUCCCCGCGGAGCGGCAGCAUUCUUUGAGUCCUCUUCUCCGCAGCAGCCGUACGAUUCGGGUGCCCAGAUAUUGGCACACAUUGUCCGCGAUUGGAGUGACGCAGGGCGUCCCAUUCAGGCUUCUCUGUACGAUUGGUGCGUCGAACAAGUACUGGCCUACCGCACGAGGACCCCAUCGUUGCAUCCAACCGUCCGCCAGGCACAGCACGAUUCGACUCGACCAGCAGACCGGAUCCUGGUUCCGGGUGCAGGGUUGGGACGCCUGGCGUGGGAACUCGCCGCGUUGCCAACGCCGUCGGGAAACAAUAGUGCGGAGCAUCGUGCUGUGUAUGUGGAAGCAGUGGAAUGUUCCGUAUCCAUGGCGGCCACCGCCGCAAUGAUCUUGCCCCAUACGUAUCGACACAAGUUGGACGAAUCUGUUACUACUACACCUGGUGGCUGGAGUGGACGGGCCGCCGCGCAUUGGACGGCCUACCCCUACGUCGUGGAUGCCUUUUCUAACGAAGUCGAUAGCGAACGACGGUAUCGAGCCGUGCAUUUUCCUUCCGUGGAUCAAUCCGAGAAGGCGUACGAAACCGGUGUCGAUGUGGGCGCCGAGUCGUCCGACCGGUACCGACGGAGUCGCCAUCUUGACUCCCGGAACAAUCUGUCGUAUACGAUAGCGGACUUUACGACCUACCGAGGGUUGACGGAAACCAGUGGAGCGUACCGGUUCGUUGUAACAUGUUUUUUCCUCGAUACCGCCACGAACGUGUACGACUACGUGGCGACGAUUCGGCACGUGUUGGAAGGACCAUCCCGAGACCGCGAUAUGGCACUCGAUGAUGAGCGUUGUGGUGGUGACGGUGACGGCGGCCUGUGGAUCAACGUGGGUCCGUUGCAGUGGCACCGCAAUGCGGUAUUGCAUCCGAGUGCGAACGAGCUGCGUAGUAUUGUGGAACGCAUGGGCUUUACUAUUCUGUAUUGGAAAGUGGACGCAGCACCCGUGGAAUACCGCGACGAAGUUGUUGGAACGAGAGGUCCGAAGGAGGAACCGCGAUCCACUCAUUACGAUGCCUAUUGUCCGUUGCGCUUCGUCGCACGGCGCAAUUAG
Phaeodactylum tricornutum CCAP 1055/1 is the source of this 1548-nucleotide messenger RNA. RefSeq lists its product with no specific name. The coding region runs from base 1 to 1548 and encodes 515 amino acids. The transcript has a single exon. NCBI's taxonomy places the organism in Eukaryota, Bacillariophyta, Bacillariophyceae, Surirellales, Neidiaceae. Gene Ontology annotation, molecular function: S-adenosylmethionine-dependent methyltransferase activity. The record is from RefSeq and is a predicted model, not a curated record.